Messenger RNA from Cynoglossus semilaevis (tongue sole), 663 nucleotides. It is a transcript of the gene s100s, whose product is annotated as S100 calcium binding protein S. The transcript has 3 exons. Gene Ontology annotation, cellular component: cytoplasm. Gene Ontology annotation, molecular function: calcium-dependent protein binding; calcium ion binding. The coding region runs from base 119 to 460 and encodes 113 amino acids. NCBI's taxonomy places the organism in Eukaryota, Metazoa, Chordata, Actinopteri, Pleuronectiformes, Cynoglossidae. The record is from RefSeq and is a predicted model, not a curated record.
GAGCUCAGAGUGUCACUUCAAAACUUUCUUUUUUUUAAAACACUGCAUCGUUGACAGUGACUGAUCUGUAUCUGUGUGUGCACAGUCUCUCCACGAGUCCAGCUCAAGACGCAGCACCAUGCCGGACACAAUUAUGUCCAAGGAGCCCACCUCCGACCUGGAGAAUGCCAUGCAGAUGCUCAUAAAGACCUUCCACAAAUACUCGGGGAAGGAAGGCGACAAGUACACGCUGAGCCGCUGUGAGCUGAGGGAGCUGUUGGUGGAGGAGCUCGGGAGUUACUUAGGGAACUCCAAAGAUAAUGAAGGAGUAGAGAAGGUGAUGAACGACUUGGACUCCAACAACGACGGGGAGGUGGACUUCACCGAGUUCAUCAUCCUGAUGGGCGCCCUCACGGUCGCCUGCAACGACUUCUUCCUGGAUAAAACGGAUGACAAGCCCAAAGACGAGAAAAAGGAAUGAACCGGUGCAAGAGAAAAAGAAGAAAGAGAGGUGGGAGUGGGGGAGGUGGGAGGGAGACAGAGUGGGAGGAGACGGAAGGCAGAGAACUGUAAAUCAGCAGAGAUAGAGGACAGACUUUUUUUUUUUUUUGUCUUGUGCAAUUUGUUAACAGUCACGACAACCCACGAGGGGAGGAUUCCAGCAGAUAGUUUGGUGUAACAGUG